AUGAAGCUUGCAAAGGUUUUACUAUUGAUACUGUUAAAAGGAAUUUUCGCUUUUACAAGCGACAAAUUUACAGCUGCUUACUCGAGCUCAACCUACUUCCUGACUUUGGAAGAUAAAUACCUCACGGGUUUUGUUGUGGAACAGUUCGAGUCUCCGAGCUUGCUUUCAUGUUCACAUUCUUGUUUGAGAACUUCCUGGUGUUCUUCUACUAACUUUAAGGAGUAUUCGAUGAUGGAAGCAGGCAAAUGCGAGUUGAACAGCCACGAGGUUCUCGAUGUCGGCAAGGGUUCCCAUUUCCAAGAUCGCCGAGGCUCAAGAUUCUCACUUCUUCGUAAGGAUUGUGCGUUGACUGGCUGCCUUAAUGGUGGGUCAUGCCUGUUUGAUGAGAAGAUACAAAGAUUUACAUGCUCUUGUAAACUACCGUGGACCGGAGACAAUUGUGGAGUUAACGCAACAGUUUACCGAAGCUGUGAUGAGUUAUUCAAGGCUGGGCAUGAGGAGAGCGGAGUUAACUUAAUCAGACUCAACCAGUCCGAGUUUUUGAGGGUGUACUGCGACCAACAAUCAAGCAAGGGAGCAGGAUGGACCAUGGUAUUCAAGGUAGUGUCUGGUGUGGUGUCGGACAUUUACAGAUUGUGGUCAUCAGCGAACUCCUUUAACGAAUACAAAACAGAGGCACUAAAUGUCAACGCGUCUCUUAAGGGGCAUUACAAGAACCGCCUGGUAAAUAACUGGAAUGCUGUGAAUCCUAAGGAGGUGCGUGUUUCAUUGUACAAAGAUGGAUCUGAAAUUUUAUCCAUGGUGUUUGACGCCAGUAAUUCCGAUAGCGAAAACUGGUUUUCUAAGGAUCGGAUUACUUAUGUUCCCUGGACUGACCUAAGAACUGAAAAAACAAACGUUUUCGAUGUGAAUGUGUGUUGUGGAAGAGCGUUUUCUAUCUUCAGGAAUUAUGGAGGAUGCAGAAACGAUGCUGGAUGGCUCGUAAUAACUGGUAUGGAUUGUGAUUGGGAGAACCGCUUUCCAAAAACUACUGUCAUGUAUAGUAAACUUCGAACUCACGUUGACCUCAAUGACUUCGUAAACGUUGGCAUUGCAGAUGUCUUCGCAGUGUUUAUUCGUUAAAAACUAAGGGGCAAGGGUUGAAGACACGCUCCGAUUGGCUACUCAGACACCGAGUAUCCUUUGCUAUUCACCUCCAAGCAACGUG
Molecule: messenger RNA, 1207 nt
Organism: Pocillopora verrucosa
Lineage: Eukaryota; Metazoa; Cnidaria; Anthozoa; Scleractinia; Pocilloporidae
Source: RefSeq, a predicted model, not a curated record